ACCAGCUCAUCACAAACUAGUACAACCGUACAGACUCCUUCCUCAAGAGAUGUUGCAUGCCAGACUGACAUGGAAACACGUUCUGCAGGUAUACUGCUGUCCUUGAAGACUCUAGCACCAUUUCACAAAAGUGCAGGUAUGCAGCCAUGCUCAUUAUGCUACAUUUACUUUGGAAGACAUCAGUAAUAACUUAAAUGUUAUAAAACUUUUCACGCAGCUCAGCACUCUCUUUAUUUUUCAUAGAGGUAUUUUUCGUUUAUUUAACAUAUAUUUUGGUUACAGGUGUCCAGACAACUUUGUCCUGCAGAGAUUUUGAUGUUGCGACAUCCACCGCAGCUCCUUUCCAGUUCUCAUCCACACCAGUAAAGCGACCUUCCAAGAGACCGCGCAUGGACAUGGAGGAUGAGCUGCAACUGGAAAAUCCUUUAGAAGGCAGCUCUUCAGUAGCAGCUUCGAUGGGGCUUGACUCAACCUAUAAUCCCGCAAGCUCUGUCACAGCUUCAACAGAGUCAACAAAUUAUGCCGUAAGAAACUGUAAUAUGAGUGUGUUUUUUUUAGGCAUGUGAUAAUUUACAAAAUGAAAAGAAGUGGUUUCCGGCAUUACUUUUAUGUGUGAGAUUUACUGAACAUUCAUAAAGCAUGAGAGAAAGCUAAGUACACUGCUGAGAUGUAUUACAACAUAUUUUCCCUUUUUCUUAUAGAGAUGA
Messenger RNA from Xyrichtys novacula (pearly razorfish), 707 nucleotides. Lineage: Eukaryota; Metazoa; Chordata; Actinopteri; Labriformes; Labridae. The record is from the annotation of a GenBank genome assembly.